Tarenaya hassleriana is the source of this 2761-nucleotide messenger RNA. Its product is annotated as putative DEAD-box ATP-dependent RNA helicase 29. Gene Ontology annotation, molecular function: ATP binding; RNA helicase activity; RNA binding. Bases 127 to 2622 code for a protein of 831 amino acids. The record is from RefSeq and is a predicted model, not a curated record. Gene Ontology annotation, cellular component: nucleus. Lineage: Eukaryota; Viridiplantae; Streptophyta; Magnoliopsida; Brassicales; Cleomaceae. The transcript has 12 exons.
UCUGCGUUUGAUCAGUAGCUCGGACAUGAGAGCAAGCUUCUCGUGAACAUCCUUGAAGUGUCUAAGACCAACUGGAGUUCCACUGUCUUCUGUAGUAAAACCUUAGUUUCACUGUGAGGAUUCGCCAUGGGAGGAGCAGGAAAGAAGCUCCUAGUGAGCUCGGUCACGGAGCUUCAUCGAAAAGAGAAACAGAAGAAGAAGGCGAAAUCGGGAGGGUUCGAGUCUCUAAACCUCAGCCCUAAUGUCUACAGAGGCAUCAAGCAGAAGGGUUACAGAGUUCCCACGCCGAUUCAGCGGAAGACGAUGCCGAUUAUUCUCUCCGGCGCUGAUGUCGUCGCCAUGGCUCGGACCGGUUCCGGGAAAACCGCGGCAUUUCUUGUCCCCAUGCUGGAGAAGCUCAAAGAGCACAUGACGCAGGGAGGCGUUCGGGGUCUUAUCCUGUCCCCUACUCGUGACUUGGCUGAGCAGACAUUGAAGUUCACCAAAGAACUCGGCAAAUUUACAGAUCUUCGUGUUACCUUGCUGGUUGGUGGUGAUAGCAUGGAAGAACAGUUUGAAGAGUUAGCAAAGAAUCCGGAUAUCAUAAUUGCGACGCCUGGUAGGCUUAUGCAUCAUUUGUCCGAGGUAGAUGACAUGUCACUUCGGACCGUGGAGUAUGUGGUUUUUGACGAGGCAGAUAGUCUCUUCGGUAUGGGUUUUGCCGAACAGCUGCAUCAGAUUCUCUCCCAGUUGAGUGAGAACCGUCAGACUUUGCUUUUUAGUGCCACCUUGCCAAGUGCGCUAGCAGAAUUUGCCAAGGCCGGGUUGCGAGAUCCUCAGCUUGUCCGGCUAGAUGUGGAAUCCAAGAUAAGCCCGGAUUUGAAGCUCACGUUUUUUACAUUGCGCCAGGAAGAAAAGUAUGGAGCGUUGAUAUAUCUGGUAAGAGAGCAUAUAAGUUCGGAGCAACAGACCUUGAUAUUUGUUUCGACGAAGCAUCAUGUGGAGUUCCUUAACUCACUGUUUAGGACAGAAAAUAUCGAGCCAUCUGUAUGUUACGGUGACAUGGAUCAAGAUGCUCGGAAGAUUCACAUAUCGAGGUUCAGAGCGAGGAAGACUAUGUUGUUGAUUGUGACAGAUAUCGCUGCUAGGGGAAUUGACAUACCUUUGCUCGACAAUGUUAUAAACUGGGAUUUCCCUCCAAAACCGAAAAUUUUUGUCCAUCGGGUGGGAAGAGCUGCAAGAGCUGGUCGUACAGGUUCUGCAUAUUCCUUUGUUACACCCGAGGAUAUCCCGUAUGUGUUAGAUCUUCAUUUAUUUCUCUCAAAACCGAUCAGGCCUGCACCCGCUGAGGAUGAGGUGUUGCAGGAUAUGGAAGGGGUAAUGAACAGAAUCGACCAAGCAAUGGAAAGCGGGGAAACUGUUUACGGGCGUUUCCCUCAAAAAACCAUUGAUCUGAUUUCGGAUCGAAUUCGAGAGGUGAUUCAUUCAUCUGCUGAACUGGAUUCACUUGAAACAACAUGCACAAAAGCUUUUCGCUUGUAUUCGAAAACAAAACCCUUGCCUUCAAAAGAGUCUAUCCGGAGAGCAAAGGAUUUACCCCGAGGAGGCUUGCAUCCAAUCUUUAGAAGCAUCAUUGAAGGCGGUGAGUUAGUUGCGAUGGCAUUUUCUGAGCGCCUGAAAAGUUUCAGACCCAAGCAGACCAUUCUUGAAGCAGAAGGUGAAGCUGCCAAAUCAAAAAAUGUACAGGGUCCUUCGAGUCAAUGGGUUGAUGUGAUGAAAAAGAAGAGAGCCAUUCAUGAGAAGGUCAUUAAUAUGAGACAUCAACAGCGUCAACAGCUCUCCAUUAAUCAUCUGGAGGAUCCUGAACCUACAACUGCCUAUGUUGAGGGCAAGUUAAAGGAAAAGGAAAGCAAAGGCGGUACAAAAAGGAAGGCGAAAUGCUUCAAGGACGAAGAGUUUUAUAUUAGCUCCAUACCAAUAAACCAUCAUUCAGAGGCUGGUCUAUCUGUGAGAGGUAACGAAGGCUUUGGAGCAAAUAGGCUGGAGUCUGCUGUUUUGGACCUAGUUGCAGAUGACGGCGAAGGCAUGAAGAAGCAACAAUCAGUCUAUCACUGGGACAAGAGGAGCAAAAAGUACAUCAAACUCAACAACGGGGAUCGAGUUACAGCCAGCGGAAAGGUUAAGACAGAGAGUGGGGCUAAAGUGAAAGCCACAAAGACAGGGAUAUACAAGAAAUGGAAGGAGAGGUCUCACAAGAAAGUGUUUAGCCGAGACGGGGAUGCGGAGGGUGAUGCUACCACAAGCUCGACAGGGACAGGAGGAAGAGGAGGGAGGUUCAGAGGCGGGAGAGGGAGAAGGCAAGGAUCGGUACCGAAUGGGAAUGUGCGGUCAGAGAUCAAAGAUAUGGAGCAGGUCCGGAAGGAGAGGCUGCAGAAGGCGAAGAGAGCUGACUACCUUAAGAACAAGAAAGUUUCCAACCGUGGCAAAGGCGGAGGCGUUGGCCGUGGUGGUAAGAGAGGAGGUGGCGGCCGUGAUGGUAAGAGAGGAGGCGGUGACCGUGAUGGUAAGAGAGGAGGAGGAGGAGGAGGCCGGUAUGGUAAGAGAGGAGGAGGAGGAGGCGGCAAACGUGGAAGAGCUAAGUAAAAAGCCUUUGUCGGUGAAUUGGCAAAAGGUUUUGGUCAGUUCAUUCGUUUUAUUUGUUCUCCAAAGUCGAAUCCUUUCUGAAUGUGUCAUUUUGCCCGAUUUGGGUUUUAAAAUUUCGGUGAUGGGUUUUAAAUGAUAA